AUGGGAUUAAGAAAACUGUUGAGGGUCCUACAUCCCUCCGACAGAAAAGAGCGUUCGACCUCACCGUCGCUGUCACCGUCGCCGUCGCUCGCAGCAGCGGGCACCACUAACAGCGAUGCUAUAACGCCUGCGACUAGCACUCAUAGUAGCCCUGAUGCCAAUGUUACUACCGGGGACAGCACGCCCAGGGAUUUAUGGGAUGAAGCCUACAUUAUUCUUAGCAGAGAAGACCCGAAGCUGAAGCAGCGAUACGAAGAGAUUUUGUUGACUCAGGACGAACUAAAUGGCGAACCAAGCCAGAAUCAUUUAGCGCCUGCUGGUUCGUAUCAACGAGAAGAGCAGCUACGACAAAUAGCGAAGAGCAAAGUCGAAGAAAUCGAUUUGGCCAAAUGGCAACCCAAGAUUGGUAGCCACUCUGUGGAUAUCGGUGGCGGGUUUGACCAAGCUAUCAAGAUCGUGGUUGCAGCCAAGGAAUUUGUAUCGUCGGCUGUUAGCUCUGAGCCUCAUGCCGCAUUGGCGUGGGCUGGAGUGUGUAUUUUCUUGCCGCUUCUUUUAAGCCCGUCAGAGCAGAAUUCGGCUGCCCAUGAUGGCCUUGAGGCUAUUCCCCUUGCUGUGCGCAGAUUGAGGGUCAUGGAGAGACUUGUCAGGCGAGGAAAAUCUGAACUGACUCGGAGUAGCUAUCACUCUGAUAGCUUGGAACUUGUCAAAGACUUUGAAGAUACAGCUGUCGACCUGUAUAAGACAAUCCUUGAAUUCCAGAUCCGACUAGGGAGGCAGUAUUCAGAUAAUUGGGCAAGACGCUAUGGACGAGAUGUUUUCAAAGCCGAUGACUGGACGGGUCUGACUAGUCGGAUCAAGAGUCUUGAGGUAAGGUGCACCGAGAUCGCUCAGGAUUUGAGUCGCGAGCGGAUUGAGAGUGCUCUACAAAUCAGUGAGAACAACAUGCAACGCGGUCUGCAGGAGGUCCAGCAAGAGUUGAAGAAAACGACGCGUGGCAUUGAGCAACAGACUAUGAUGCAGUCUGCUUGGCGUCAGACUGACGAGGAGCGCAAGUGUGUACAACUGUUUCGACAAUCAAAUUCAUACGAGAAUCAGAAAGGCAGAACGGCAAAACGGGUUUUGGAAACGGGGAAAUGGUUUCUGGAGAACGACAAAUUCAUCGAUUGGCGAGAGAACGAAGGGCCUGAUCUUCUUUGGUUGUCUGCUAAGCCUGGUUCAGGCAAAUCUGUUUUAGCAAAGACAAUCAUUGAUGAAGGUUUAGCUACCUUGAGCCAUCAGAAACAGUCUGCUGUCUGUUAUUUCUUUUUCAAAGAUAUCUCCCCGUACCAGAGAAGUGCAGUAAGCGCCAUAUCUGCGAUCUUGCACCAACUUUUCUCGGCGUUCCCAUCUCUCGUGAAACAUGCUCUCAUGCCCUAUCAUUUAAAUGGAAAGGAACUACUCGGCUUGUUUGACGAGAUGUUUCGUAUCCUCUGUCAAGCAGCUACUGAUCCCACCGUCGGACAAGUUGUGUGCAUACUGGAUGCCCUCGACGAAUGCAGUGACGAGGAUCGAUUCCCUCUGAUUGGGGCGAUCACCAAUUUCUACCAUGAAGCAACCGAUUCUUUGAGCGAUGACGAUCAGCCCAAGUUGAAAUUUCUCCUAACUAGCCGUCCUUAUUCCCACAUCCAUGCCCAAUUCCAUGAUCUGAUGAAGGAGGCCCCUACAAUACACUUGUCCGGGGAUCAUGAAUCCGAAAGGAUCAAAGACGAGAUCGAUCUGGUCAUUGAUGUCAGCAUUCCAAAACUUGCUGCCGAAAGGGGAUUCGACGAAAGGGCAACAAAAUACCUUCUUGAAGAGUUGCACACAGUCGACAACAGAACGUAUCUAUGGCUGAGCCUGAUUAUGGACGAGAUUCGCCUUAGCGAGCGACCUGCCAAUAAGCGAGAACUGAAAAAGAUUAUCUCAGGCUUGCCGCGAAGUUUGAUCGAAGCUUACGAUAAAAUCCUAAAGAGAUGCCGCCACCCAGACCUCGCAAGACAGCUCCUGCAUAUUAUCCUGGCUGCCCGGGAGCCUUUGACAGUCGAUGACAUGAAAAUAGCCACUGCUCUUGCGAGUGACUUUGAAUAUCGCUCAUAUGACGAAAUUGGGAUCGAACGGUCAGACGCUUUCGAAAUGAGAAUAAAAAAUGCUUGUGGUCUUAUGGUGACCAUUGACGAUGGCUCUGUAUUUCUCAUCCACCAAACGGCCAAAGAGUUUUUGAUUGAGGAUGACGAUGCGACUCAACAUAGUGAAACUUGGAAACACAGUUUUAGUCCGCUGGAUUCGGAAAUCUUACUUGCAAAAAUCUGCAUGACUCUGCUUUCCUUCACUUAUUUUUCCGAAACCCCACUCACAAUAGAUGACGACGAUGAUGAACCUCGCAAGGGAGUUACUGAAUAUACCGAGAAUAAUGCAUUCCUAAAAUAUGCAUCAAUGAAUUGGAUGGAACACUCUGACAAAGGCGAACUUGAUAACAAUCCAAAAUGGAUGUCGUUGAUGUUGUCUCUGUGCAGCGUGGAUAAACCGGCAUUCAGGACAUGGUACACAAUUUACCGACAAUUGGGCGAAAACCAUUUCCCUUCAAAGACGACAAGCUUGAAUAUUGCCGCUCAUUUUAAUUUUUCGAAUGUGCUUGCUUCUCUUCUGGCCAGUGGCGAGAACCCAAACGAGCCUGAUGGAUACGGGGCAACACCCCUUGCACGCUCCGUGCGGCAAUCUAAAAGGGCCGUGGAGCUUCUUCUAGAUGCCAACGCAGACAUCAAUGCCUACGGAUGGGAGGAGCCGUGGCACGAUGAGGUCAACGACUCAGGCAGCGAAAUUGAAGUCAAGCCGUUUGCAGGUACCCCUCUGGUCAUGUCUGUAUUUGGCGGUGAUCCCGAUAUGGUCGAAUUUCUGAUCCAACGUGGAGCGGAGAUAAACUUUCCUCCGCAUAAUUCCCUAACGCCACUAUUUGCAGCAUAUAUCGUGUCCAUUGUCAAUGAUGAAUCAAAUGCAACAGAGGUUCUCCACCUCCUGCUUCGCUCUGGGGCGAAUGUUUGUUUCGAGAUGAAGCCUGAACAUACCUCGACAGGGAUGACAGUUCUUCACUAUGCAGCAAUGCAGAAUGAUCUAACGACAUUAUCAAUACUUCUUGGCUCGGAAACUGCAGAUGUCAACUUCCAGCUUCAGGAAUUACCAAGCAAUAAGCCAACCGAAGGCCAGUCGAGCGUUGAUGGGCGAAAGAUUUCAAGCAACAAGCGCACUUUAUCACAGGACAGCUCUGGUUCCGACAGUAGAAGAGGCACCAGUGUGUCCAGUUGGGAUGAGAAUUUAGAAGUAGGUAGUGAAGCUGACGACAACGCUCUUGUACCCGACAAUGAUUCAAGCGCUGGCUUCAAUAGUGAUGACCACCAAUCUGACUCAUCUACGUCAACCCACUCGUCACUGGGUGAAAGGUACAUGAUAGGGGCCACUCCCCUACACCUCGCAGCGAGAGGUGAAUUUGUGAAGAAUGUCAAGCUUCUUCUCGAGCAUGGAGCCGAUCCGCAUAUCAAGAAUGCUGAUGGGUAUACGGCCAUGGAUUUAGUUCUUGAACUGGUCGAGGACAGUGAUGAUGAGGCAGCAUGCACUUCUAAGAAAACGGAAAUCACAGAACUGUUGGAAAGAUAUAGUCACGUUUCCUCUGAUGGUGAAGAGUCCCUCCCAGGAGUUAGUUCGAUUGAUGGCUAA
This is a messenger RNA of Penicillium crustosum, 3726 nucleotides long. RefSeq lists its product as uncharacterized. The coding region runs from base 1 to 3726 and encodes 1241 amino acids. The record is from RefSeq and is a predicted model, not a curated record. Lineage: Eukaryota; Fungi; Ascomycota; Eurotiomycetes; Eurotiales; Aspergillaceae. The transcript is spliced from 3 exons. Gene Ontology annotation, molecular function: protein binding.